Messenger RNA from Schistosoma spindalis, 989 nucleotides. NCBI's taxonomy places the organism in Eukaryota, Metazoa, Platyhelminthes, Trematoda, Strigeidida, Schistosomatidae. The record is from the annotation of a GenBank genome assembly.
AUUUGAUUGUUAGGCGUCUCGGACCUUGAAGUCGCACACUGGCGGUUUGUUUUUUUUUUCGGUUCACUGCAGGGAUACAGAGUUUAUGCAGCGCUAGUUUCAAAUACACCUUGAUAUUUCCUGUAGAUGAUUCGUGCCAUACUUAUUAUUAAUAACCAUGGAAAACCAAGAUUAAUAAAGUUUUAUGAGCACUAUGUAUGUUUAAAUUAUUGUUUACUGUAUCUCAAUCACAGAGUGAAGAUGAACAACAGAAAAUUGUCAAAGAAGUUUUUCAUUUGGUCUCGAGAAGAGAUGAUGAUGUUUGUAAUUUUUUAGAAGGUGGCACACUAGUUGGUGGACAAGAUUAUCGAUUAAUUUAUCGUCAUUAUGCAACAUUGUAUUUUGUAUUUUGUGUUGAUUCAUCUGAAAGUGAACUUGGCAUAUUGGAUUUAAUUCAAGUAUUUGUUGAAGCUUUAGAUAAAUGUUUUGAGAAUGUUUGUGAACUUGAUUUGAUUUUCCAUGUAGAUAAGGUACACUACAUACUGAAUGAACUUGUAUUGGGUGGAAUGGUAUUAGAAACUCAUAUUAAUGAAAUUACUCAUAGAUAUGAAGAACAACAAAAACUAGAGAAACAAGAGUCUGGAUUAUCCGGAGCGCCAGCUCGGGCUGUUUCAGCAAUGCGUGAUUUAAAUCUUCAUCAGAAAUUCAAGGAAAUACGUUUUCCAGAUUUACAAUCAUUGCAAAACAGACUAUCACGUUGACAUUUCUUUGUAUAUGUGCUUAUUCUUUGUUUCGUUUUAUCUGUUUGUUAUGUAUUAAUUAAUAAUUUCAUAUGUGACUUUACAAAAUUACCUAUUUGUCUCUUGUUCAAACUUCUUUUUUUAUUUCCGAAAUUAUAUUUGCUGAUCUCCGUGUAUCUGUUCAUUCAAAUUUUUUGUCGAGAUCAUAGGAGUAUGCUGUACUUAAUGGGUGUUGUUUUUCCAGAACUAAUAAAUUUUAUUUUCAUAGUA